This is a messenger RNA of Punica granatum (pomegranate), 2859 nucleotides long. NCBI's taxonomy places the organism in Eukaryota, Viridiplantae, Streptophyta, Magnoliopsida, Myrtales, Lythraceae. The record is from RefSeq and is a predicted model, not a curated record.
AUGGCUCCAUCAUCCUCUUCUCUUCAUGGGGGUUUUAUUCUUCUGUUUUCGGUCAUUGGCCUCUCGACUUGCUUGAUGAGAGGAAAUGAGACUGACCGACUUUCCUUGCUUACAUUCAAAUCCCUCAUAAGCAACGACCCGCUUAAGGCCCUCGAUUCCUGGAACGAAACCCUUCACUUUUGCGAGUGGCGAGGGAUAACUUGCAGCAGAAGGCACCAACGAGUCACUGUUCUCGAUCUCCCAUCCUUGAAGCUCGCCGGUUCAAUCGCACCUCAUAUAGGGAAUUUAAGCUUCCUCAGGAAGGUUAAUCUUCUAGGUAACGAGUUCACUGGUGAAAUCCCACCUGAAAUCGGUUACUUGACGAGACUACAGAAGCUAAUACUGUAUAACAACUCGCUGAACGGUGAGAUUCCUACCACCUUGUCCAACUGCUCUUACCUUACCCUCAUUGGUAUUGCUGGUAACCAGCUUGAGGGAAAGAUCCCGGUCGAGUUAUGCUCUUUGGAAAAGCUUCAGUAUCUCGCUGUACAGGAUAACUAUCUCAAUGGAAUAGUACCUGCUUCCAUUGGCAAUUUGUCUUCACUGAUUAUACUCUCUGCAGUUGACAAUGCUCUGUAUGGCAGCAUCCCGUAUUCCCUUGGGCAGCUCGAGCAUAACCAGCUCUCAGCUUCGGUGCCUUGCUUAGCAAAGUUGCAUAAGCUUCGGAAUUUGGAUAUUGCUGUCAACCAUCUGGGAACCGGGGGAGCCGAUGACCUAAACUUUCUCUCUUCAUUAGUCAAUGCAACUGGAUUGCAAGUUGCCUUUAUAAGCGGCAAUCACUUUGGAGGACGAAUACCAGAAACCAUCAGCAACUUUUCGACCACUCUUGCAAUCUUCAGUAUAGAGAACAAUCAGAUAUCUGGAGAGAUCCCUUCCAAUGUAGGAAAUCUUGUCAAUAUGGAAGCAUUUGAUGUGGCAAACAAUCAAAUUUCGGGUACAAUUCCCAGGAGCAUCGGAAAGCUCCAAAAGAUCGUUAAGUUGUUCUUCUCUAGCAACCAAUUGACAGGACAAGUUCCAUCUUCCAUCGGAAAUUUGACCAAAUUGAUCGAGUUGAAUCUUGGUAGCAACUUCUUGCAGGGGAAAGUACCCCCAAGUCUAGGCCUGCUGCAAGAUUUAGUUUAUUUGGAUCUUUCAAUAAACCACCUUACUGGUCCCCUACCCAUUGAGAUUUUCAGCCUUUCUUCGCUGUCAAUCUACCUCGACCUUUCUAGAAAUAACUUGUCUGGUAUUCUGCCCAAUGAAGUUGGAAAUUUGAGAAAUUUGGGUUCACUUUAUGUCUCGGAGAACCAUUUUUCAGGCACUAUUCCUGCCUCGUUAGGGACCUGUGUAAGAUUGGAGCGGCUACAUAUGGGGGGAAACCAAUUUCAGGGGGCAAUUCCAGAGUCUAUAGGUUCGUUAAGGGGUCUAGAAAAGUUAGAUCUUUCGCACAACAAUCUUUCGGGUGAGAUCCCAAGAUCCUUAGAGAACCUGAACCUCCUACUCGUAUUGAACCUGUCUUACAACCAUUUCGAGGGCCCGGUACCAGCUAAUGGAGUUUUCAAGAAUGCAAGUGCAGCUUUCAUCAUGGGGAAUAGCAAGCUUUGUGGGGGAUCAGUCGAGUUGCAUCUGCCCAAAUGCGACCUGAAGGAGUCCAAGAGGGCAUAUCUGAAGAAACUAACUUUGAGAUUAGUCGUCUCAAUCGUAUUCGCACUCUUAGCAGUGUCACUGUCGGCACUCUUUGUUUUCCUUUACUGGUUUAAAAGGAACAAAAGAGGCCCUUCCUCAAGCAGCUCCACUGAUAGGUCUCUCUUGUCUGUGUCAUAUCAUACGCUCCUGAAGGCUACGGAUGGCUUCUCAGAGGCGAGGUUGCUUGGCAUUGGUGCAUUUGGUUCCGUCUAUAAGGGAUAUAUUGGAGAAGGUGAGGACCAAAAGAUUAUUGCAGUGAAAGUGCUAAACUUGUUGAGGAGAGGAGCAAUCAAGAGCUUCUUGGCUGAGUGUGAGGCCCUGAGAAACAUCAGGCACCGCAAUCUCGUCAAGGUACUCACAGCAUGUUCGGGGAUCGAUAGCAGUGGUAAUGAUUUCAAGGCCCUCGUUUACGAAUUCAUGGUCAAUGGUAGUCUAGAGAAUUGGCUACGUCAGACCCAUCUCGAAGAGAGUGGAGCGAAUGAAACCCCGAGGAACCUAAGUCUGCAGCAGAGGUUGAACAUCGCAAUUGAUACUGCUUCGUCUUUGGAUUAUCUUCAUCAUCAAUGUGAAUGCCCAAUAGUUCACUGUGAUCUCAAGCCGAGCAACAUUCUUCUCGACGAGGAAAUGGUUGCACGUGUUGGCGAUUUCGGUCUAGCAAAGUUCAUUUCAAGACCCAUCGAUGAACUCUGUACCAAUCAAUCAAGUUCUCACAUUUACUGUGGUUAUUAUUUUUCCCCAAAAUCACAUUUUCCAGAGUACGGGUUGGGAAGCCAAGUGUCGACAUGGGGCGAUGUCUACAGUUACGGCAUUGUCUUGCUAGAGAUGUUUACGGGGAAGAGGCCGACUGAUGAGAUGUUCAGCGAAAAUUUGAACCUUCACGAGUACGUGAAGAAAGCUUUGUCUGGUGAAGUUGAAGAGAUUGUGGACCCGAGUCUUCUUGAGGGAAGACAAGCAGUAGAGCUGAGAGGGGAGCAAAAUACCCGAGCUUUAGGGAGCACUGGAAGUGGCAGAGUCAUUGAAUGCUUGAUUUCAGUACUUCGAGUUGGAGUAGAUUGUUCCAAUGAACGACCAAAGGAAAGAAUGGGUAUCAGUGAAGUAGUCGCUGAGCUGAACUCGAUCAGGAACAAGCUCGUGGCAAGGAGACGUCGGUCUUGA